This is a messenger RNA of Rhagoletis pomonella (apple maggot), 2656 nucleotides long. RefSeq lists its product as uncharacterized. Lineage: Eukaryota; Metazoa; Arthropoda; Insecta; Diptera; Tephritidae. The record is from RefSeq and is a predicted model, not a curated record.
AUCGCUGACAAGGAAGGCAAUAUUCGACAAUUUUCAGAAAGCACGCCUGACCUCAGCUCUUGCAACAUUGACCCGAACUUUAAUGUGGAAAAUCAAAGUACUUCCUCCGGAAGUUCAGUGGAACCAAGAAGCGAUUUUAGCUACACUGAUACCGAAAAAUCACCAAAAAUCAACAAAGUUCCUGGCCGCGAGUCAGUUUUAAGCGAUUACAUCGCCGCCCACACUGUGCCGCUACCUGAUUUAUCAGCGGCAGUUACUGAAUCGGAGGAUGAUGUAGAUCAUGCCUCUAUAUCUUCAAGCAUACUUGCUGAGGGUACUUGGGAGGAUAACUGGCUUUUUAAGAAAAAGCGAUCAUCGUUAACGGCCUCCAUUACUGGAAGUGUCGGAAUGUUAGUGCCUGCACCGAAAGACGAUGUACGUGCUCAAAUCGGCGAUAAGACCACCGAUGAAAUUAGUGACCUCUCCGAAAUGGGCUCAGAUACAGAUGACUCGUCAUCGAAAAUAAUUUGUGCCAAGAUAGAUCCACUUAACGACCGCAUACUGAAUAAGCAUUUGAUUGGUGGCCAGAAUACGAAAGUGGUUUUAGAUGAAUUGAUUGAAACAGCCAGCAUGAUUUCGAAUACAUCACACUCAACACUCAAUGAGCCAAAGUAUACCGAAACCAGAAACGAACACGUUCUAGAAGCAGCGUCGAAAGUGGAAGCCCUUAAUCCCAGUAUUGCCAACAGCUCAGCUCAGGAAACUAUGUUAGGUUAUUCGGAAAUCGAGCGGAAACAAAAUCCAUCACCAGAUCAAUUGAGUUCCGACUCAAAUCGCACUGACGAAAGUGCGCCAACAACUGUCGAAUCAUACCUGGCAGACUGUAAUAAUGAACUACUAGAUCUGCCACUAACUAACAUUUAUAAUAGCACAACCGCGACUACUACCAUACUAACAAACGGCUCAUACCUAAGAAUAAGUCCAUCACAAUCUAAUUGUAACGUCAACCAAGAAGAUCAUUUUAUUAACAACGACAGUACCCACCAACCAGAUAUUAACAGUGCAGAUGAUGAUGUUAUCCAUUUGAGAUGUUUCGUGCCAGGCUCUAUUGCAGAGCGUGAGUACAAAAAGUGGAAUAAUGCUGUGGAAAUGCCGAAUAAUCCGUACGCGCCAGAGGCGUUGAAGCGUCGCAUCAGCGGUAGCCAAGAACGUUUCAUGGAUUUACCGAAUAUAGUUCCGAACACGGAAAAAAGUCCCAUAUCUCUGAUAAAAACAGAUGCGGCAGACGACAGUCGUAGCGAAAUUGAUUACAAAAGAUACAGCCGCGACUACUACAUUAACGAUGAUAAAGUGUCGAAAACUAGUCCGAAACACCAAAUUGUCGCUACAGACGGUAGUCGACCCAGUCCGAAUAUCAGUGACGAACCCACAGCAGACAUAGCCAUCAAUGAGGUAAAUUGCCACACCAAAAAUACAUAUAAGAGUAUCCCGCUGUAUACUGAUCAUAGCGACUCUCAUUGGACCCUUUCCACCACUCCAGUGCAUCGUAGCAGCUCCCUAAAAUUCAUUAGCCGUCGCUCACCAUCAGAAUCAUAUUACAAUCUCACAGCAAAUGCAAUCUCCACUUCCACUUCCACUUAUAAUCAAGCACAUUUACCACCACGAUCAUUCACCUCAGCAUCCCAUUACGAAAGUUCGGACCGCAUACACUUUAAAGACUACUGCGGCAACGACAGCUCCAGAAACACGAAUCGACGUCGCAACAUUAACAGACAUAGCGAAUACGAAGAUACCGGCAAUCUAGACGCGGACAAUUGCAAUGACAUAGACAAUUACAGUGACGACAUACGUUCGCAACGGUCGUGGAGAAGUGCCAGCGCUGCUGCCAACUAUCCUGCUACGCUUCCUAAGCGUCGUGCCCACUCCUCACUUAGUUUUUACCGAGGUGGUAGUGGUGCGUCGGGAAUCUCGUUAGCGACUAAAACGCGCACGCUACCAUCGAGUCAUAUUUUGUCACAAUUCGAGAAGCAAUUGCUCCACAAAGAUCUCAAACGCGACAGUUUUCGUGCCGCUUCGGCGACGACCAAAGAUUUCGUAAUGAAUCCACUUUACGAGAAGGACAAUCUUAAUAGUAUCGCUACUGACAAUGUCAAAAACAGUCCAAAUGCUGAAAUAGCGCAGCGGGGAUCGAGCGAACAAAUGGACUCUGGAGUCGACAGUUGCUUCUUAAAUGGUCUCAGUGAGACCGACGUUAAAACGAGCAAUACUAGUUUGCUCUUUUGAUGAGCUACUUACAUACUACAACAUACAUACAUAGAGUUUGAGGAAUGAAAGAAAUAUGCGAUACUCUUUUUUUUUCGCUUAAAGCCAGCCACGAGUAAACAUAUAACUAGUCAGUAGUGCAACGCAUAAACGUUUGAGUUUUUCAUGUUCUAAAUAUAGCAUAUUAUCAAUUUAUAAAUAUAGCAUAGUUAUGUACAUAGGUAAGGUGCGGGUAUUUAUGAAAUAUUCUCGCGAGUGGAUUGACGAGGGCCAUUGUAGAAUAAAAAGUUACACCACCCACAACGUACCAACGAAGUUGUUUGCAUUUAACCAAACAUACAUACAUACAUACAUAUAAAUAAUGUCAAUACAUAUUUGCACAAGCUAGGGCCCUAUAAUCGACUUUAGCGGCCUU